Molecule: messenger RNA, 4574 nt
Organism: Maniola jurtina (meadow brown)
Lineage: Eukaryota; Metazoa; Arthropoda; Insecta; Lepidoptera; Nymphalidae
Product: connectin-like
Exons: 3
Coding region: 362-1885 (507 amino acids)
Molecular function (GO): protein binding
Source: RefSeq, a predicted model, not a curated record
GCGUCCCAGUUCGCGGCGUGGUGUUUAUUAUAAAAGCACGCGUGUACUUACUCGUAUAGCACGUCGACGCGACGGAGACGGGACGACACAAUGUGGCCGGAAAGCGUGCCCUGUUUUCUUUGUAGUGCUGUGUGUGUUUUGUUCUACCCUGUCUCGUCUUAUAAAAAGCCUGUAGACCGGCUGGUUGAUAACGAAAAACCUUCAUCAAUAAUGUUACAAUCUCAAUUGUUGUGAUUGGUUGACUUCAUGGUAUUCUUACGUAGUAGGUCCAAACUAAAAUCCUUGGAAUCCUUACUACCUUUGGAUGCGGAUCAGAAUUGGCUUAGUGGAACAGGUUUCCUCGAUGUGAGGGGCAAUAAAUAUGGACUUCAAGUACCUAAUCCUAAUGAUUGCCUUCGCGACCGUCGAGAUAACCCUGACGGAGAGUCGUCAGAAUGAUAAACGGAGAUGGAAAUCCGAAAAAUCCCCCUACUCGCAUUACGUUAACAUUUGCGAUAUUCAGGACCGGGUAUCCAAAGUACACUGUUAUUGCGAGAGUAUCAAACUAAAAACAGCUACAAAAGCCGACUGCUGGGUUUUCAACGGAGGUAUAGCCGAAGACGAUCCUUUCUGGUCGAAUUUCUACUCUCAACCGAAAAUAGAAAGGCUCACUUUUAAUGUAAGGGCCGACGGCGGGCUGACAUACAUCCCGGCGAAGGUUAUUGUUAGACUCGAUCGAUUGAACUAUUUAAAUAUACAGUACGCAAAUAUUAACACGAUACCAUCAUUCGCAUUCACAAACUCGUCGACGCUACGGGAAAUAACGCUGCAAAGAAAUAAAAUCGCAAAACUGGAAAGAAUGGCGUUCGCCCAUCUAAUACUGCUCGCUAAUGUAAGCCUGACAGAAAAUCAGAUAUCUGAAUUACAAAGGGACGUAUUCUACGUUCUUCCGAAUUUACAGAGGUUAUAUUUGUCGAAGAAUACGAUAAGCGUGCUGCACGACGGGUGUUUCAAGCAUUUGAAUAAUUUGAUAAAAUUGGAUCUGAACAGUAAUCUGUUGACGGUCGUCGUUAGAGAAAACUUCCAGGGACUAUCAAACCUGAUUAUGUUGGACAUGAGGAACAACAAAUUGAUGAUGAUAGGAGAUUUGGCAUUCGCGGAACUUUGGAGCCUCCAGGAACUUUACUUGGAUGGCAACGAAAUAGAAUUUAUCUCCGAACGAGGUUUCGGCGGAUUGACUCAGCUCAAGAAACUUUCUUUAGCCGAUAAUAAGUUACGAGUGUUGGAUGACGGGGUGUUCGAUGAUAUACAAAAGUUGAAUGUUCUCGAUUUAAGGAAUAACAACUUGGAAACAUUGAAACAAGAAAUUUUACGGAAUGUAGUCGAAAAUAUGAAAACGAAUUAUGCGCUGAUUUCUCUGGACGGUAACAAGCUGACAUGCGACUGCCGUCUGUCAUGGCUGCACAAACUACGUAACGAGACCCGGAGCAAACGAGUGAGGGCCUCUUUAGACCGUCUCAAUUGCAUCAUGGAUAUUAAACUAAAGGCUAACCUGGGCAGCAUCAAAACCUCCAAAACGGAUACGAACCUCAAAGUAAUACCUGCACUCAACAAAAAGGAAGACAAAAUUGAUGACGAAGAAGAGUUCUUUGAUGAGGAUGUAAAUUACGAUGACGCUAUGCAGGAUCAGGAAAACGGUUUGGAUGUGUCUAAGAUAGAGUAUCGUAGGAAACUAAUGGAAAUCCCUGUUGACAUGCUCCCUUGUGCUAGCAAACUUGGCUUCGAGGCGUCAUACUCUCCGCCGACGCAAGACGAAGUCAAAUAUUAUAAAACUUCGGGCUCCGGAAAGUGCUUAGCGUCAACCCUGAGUCUGAUAGCAUUAUACACUCUAGUAAAGAUGUUGUAGCGUAGUACAAAGUUUUAAGUGUAAACAAACAUUUUCAAGUUUUGUUCGAGAAUCUUUAACAGUUGUUCUUGUAAUGUAGGAAUAAGGUUUGCCUUGAAUUAGGAUUAACUGAAGGUUAAUAAAUAAUAAUUUAUUAGUCUCUACACUGUACGUGUAAAUCUAUGUUUUAAGAUUUAUACAUUUUAUUCUUUUCAGUGUUUUAUUCGAGAUUGGUUACUAACCUAGCUAUAUUUAUUAUAGUUUUUAAUAAUGUAUGAUAUCCUUAAAGAAGAAAUAGAAGACUUUCUCAAUUUUUUUAAAAGUUAUUGUAAAAAUGACGCUUUGAUCUUUUGAAUUAGCAACGGAUCUUUGUAUCCAAUUUAUGUUACGUUGUUUUAAAAUUCCUAAUAUUUUUUCAGUUUAGUAUUAUAGCUAAUGUAAAUAAAGUGAGUCUAUUUUAUAUGCGGAUCAAGGCGUGAAAGAAGCGAGUUUAAAUUUUUAAUAACAUUAAAAUGGAGCAUUUGCAUACAAAAUGUACAGCAAUCUCCUACAAGCACAUAAUAUUAGGAUAAGAUCAGCUUUCAAAAUUAUUCUCACGGGAGAACUUGAGGCCUGGGCAGACGUACCGUAUCCAACGCAGCUUUUAAGGUUUUUUUCGCCAGAGCAACAACAUGCGACAACCUAGCAUGCUACUAAUCGAAACAUGUUUUUUUUUGUGUUUAAGCAGCAUACAGUACCCAAGACAGUACCUUGUCAAUUUUACAACGAGACAGCAUCGUGCUAUAGAACUAGGAUGGCAAAGUAUAAGCCAAUGUCGCUCUAUGCUGCUCUGUCAGUCAAAGUCCCACAAUAAAUUAAAUCUACUAAUAAAAUUACUCUUUUUAUAAACUGUGUUGACCAUUUUAUAGUCUUUUAAGCUGUUAUAAAUAUAGUAUGAGUAGGUACUUUAACUCGCAUGUCAAUCACACUGCCUUUUAUUGUCUUCGACGCGGGAGCAACUUUUAAUUUCUAAAAUCGAAUUCUAAGUUAGUUAUCAAAUGAUACCCAUGUUCUCAUUAAAAAAAAAAAACAAAAUAUAUAUUACAUUGACGUAAAGUAUGCACUUGCCAUUUUUGAAGCUAAAUUUAGGUUGCAAUAUUGCAGUUAGAUAUAAAAUGUAUCGAUAAUUACGACACUCCAAAACACUAGUUUUUAAUUUUUAUAAAAUUUGUUAAAUACAAACAAAAACAUGUGUGUUAAAUAAUUUGCCUGUUAUAUGUUAAAUGUUACGGUUUUGAUACUGGUAGGUUUUUGUGUCCAUGCCUCAAAAUGUAUUCUUAGUGGAGAACACGGUAUAUUAGGUACAUUGAAAUAAGGUAACGUAAAUCAGGUACAGGACUAAGUUACGUCACACUUACAACAGUUGUUUCUGUUCCUAUCUAUUUCCCUGUAGGAAUGUAAAUUGUUAUGGCCUUAUUAAUCUACCUGAUACAGGCCAGGUUUUAGGUUCCCUUAGAGACAAGGGGCUAGACCUCUGUAUUUAUGUCACGUAUACCUGUUUGUUAUUUUAUGAUUUCAGUGGGUAAUCUGAGGUAGUAUAGUGUAUAAUAAAUGUAUCAAUACAUAGGUAUUAGCGUUGAUUCUGAUAUCUUUCUCUAAGCUUUUAGAGUAUCUGUAUCUUUUUCUUUUUAAUAUUGCCUAAAUACGACGUAACGAUACAUUUAAAGAUUCUAAAUUUUAGUGCACGCUACAAAAACCAAUAGGCUCGCGACUGACCGCUAAAGUCCGAGGUUUGACAGCGUUAAAUUUAGAACUGUCAAACUGUGUCUAUCCUUUUCAUAUUACAUUAGUAAGAAGAGGAUGCGAAUACUCUAAGUUGUGCUUAGUACCACGGUCGCCAACUCUGUUGUACACAGUUCAUAAAUUAAACUAAAAUGACAGGUCUAGAUGUAUUGCUAUUCCUUUCAUAGCGCUGUUUGCGGAAAAGGAUAGCACUAGGUUUGGACCUCUCAAUUUAGAAAUUUAAACUGGCAGAUUAAUGUAACUCCAGUAUCAAGUUUUCUAACUUGAAAACAGAUACUAAUUGAGUGUAAAAAGUACCUACAGCUGAAAUCUGUAACUUUCUGGUACAGCAGUUGAAAUCUGAAAGAUACCUAGGUAGGUUCUAUGAAGUAUUCUGUGGUUUACACUAAGGCCUGAGUUUAAAUUGUAAUUUAUCUACAUUCAUAUUACCUGUUAGAAAUUAUUUUAAAUUAAAAAUAAAUAAUUUUUCGAAGAUAAAUUGAUAUAAAAUACUUUGACUUUCCAAGACGAUGUUUAAUGAUAUUUUACGAUAAAUUAAUCUUCUUAUUUUAUGUUGCUUAAAAUUCUCGUGUAAAUAACUUUAGGCGCUUAGUAACUUUAACGUUAAAUCAAAGACUGUGUUAGACUUUAAGUUUGUUAAUUUUCACGUUCCAUUUCUUGAAGUUUCGCUUAUCUGUAGUUAGUAAGACUAUGUACGGAGUGAUUAAUGUACCAAAGAAUAACUUAGUGUUUUACUUUAAGCUAUUUAUGUAAAUCAAUUAUCAUAGUCUAUAUGUACCUAUACCUAAUUUAAUCGAAAACGCUAAGGACAGCGCAAACAGCAGGAGUGGAUUACAGUCGAGUAUUUUUCAUAACAACUCAGAAACACACACAUACCUUACUUUGAUACACAUAACACAUAAUUUGAUAUAAUAUCGUUAAACUAAUU